AAUAACACUUCAACCAGUAAUUAUAAACAUUAUUUUUUCAUAAAUUAACUAUAUAGUGCUAUUAAUACUUAUUAUUCACGUGUAAAGAAAUAAAUUCGCUUUAAAUAAUUAUUAAUUAAAAGAAACGGUUAGGUUCGUUAGACCUCUGGUUUUCCGACAAAGCAGCGGUGGUUACGCCAAAAAAUCACGAUCCCAACAUCAACGAAUCGGCUGUGUUUUUUCCAUUCCUUCCCCUCUUCUCUCUCUACCACUCUUUCUCUCCCUCUCUCCCCUGUUCAUGCGCAGGAGAGGGACGAACAUGGAGGUUGCUGGUUGAAUUCUCGUUCGCCUCUGCGCAUUUGAAUCUCGGAGGCUAACCGAUUGAGUUCGAGCGUCAGAGUUUACCCCAAUUAUGACCAUGGAAGAAAUCGACGGAAAUCAAGCACAAACGCUUCAGGAAAAUGCUGCAAAUCAGGACCGAGGAGAAACCCCUAAAUUGAACGAUGCUUCGGAAUCGAAGCAUUUGGAGACGGAGGACGACGAAUCGUCACCGUGUGGGGUGUUGGAGCGCCCCGCGUCAGGUUCGGAUUCCGAUCACAGCAUUGAUUCUAGCGGAAGCUUCGGGAGCGGCGAUAAAUCGCAUUCUCCAUGGGACAUCAACUAUGGCAGUAUGCAAUUGAGGAAAUUCAUCGGGCAGCUGAAGAAGAUGCCGUCGUCGACGAGAUUCGCCACGAUUCCGUUGAUUGGAGGAUCGGUUUCCGAUUUGUCCAUAAGGAGUUUGAGGAAGAAGCUGGGGAGAAAUCACAGUUCAGAGGAGUCGAUCAAUGCCGGAGACUUUGUUGUGCCUAAGCCUUCCUGGAGGAGCUUCACUCAUGAGGAGCUUAAAAAAGCUACCGAUAAUUUCAGCUCUGAUAACUUAAUUGGGAAAGGGGGACAUGCAGAAGUAUACAAAGGGUUCUUAGCAGAUGGUCAGCCUGUUGCUGUGAAGAAGAUAAUGAAAGAAGAACAAUCCGAUGAGGACAGAAUCUCCGGCUUCUUAACCGAGCUCGGUAUUAUCGCCCACAUCCAUCAUCAAAACUGUGUCAAAUUGGUUGGCUUCAGCGCUGACGGUGGCUUGCAUCUUGUUCUUGAGUUUUGCCCUUAUGGAAGCCUUGACUCUGCCCUACAUGGUUCUGAAAAUUAUAUGGAAUGGAAAAUGCGGUAUAAGGUCGCACUUGGAGUGGCGGAAGGUUUGAAGUAUCUACAUUUCGACUGCCAAAGGCGCGUUGUUCAUCGAGAUAUAACAGCCUCGAACAUAUUGCUUGCCGAAGAUUACGAACCGCAGAUAUCUGAUUUCGGAUUAGCUAAAUGGCUUCCCGAGAAAUGGUCUCAGCACGUCGUUUCCCCGAUCGAAGGCACAUUCGGAUACAUGGCUCCUGAGUACUUCAUGCACGGAAUAGUUAAUGAGAAGAUCGAUGUGUUUGCUUUUGGGGUGUUGUUGCUCGAGCUCAUUACAGGUUGCAGAUCUGUCGAUUCGCGCAGGCAAAGCCUUGUGAUGUGGGCGAAACCGCUUCUGGAGCACAACGACAUGAAAGAGAUGGUCGACGCUCGGCUGGGAGACAAUUACGACACUGUGGAAAUGAAGCGCGCCAUGUUCGCUGCUUCCAUGUGCAUUCAUCACUCGCCGAACUUGCGGCCGAGCAUGACCCGGGUGAUUCAAGUGCUGAAAGGCGAGACAAAAUUGGGGGGAGAUUUGAAGCAGAAGUCGUUGGGGAUGAGAUCGCUGCUGUGGGACAACUGCGACUUGGAAGACUAUACUUCCGCCACUUACCUUAACGACCUUAACCGACAUAAGCAACUAAUCUUGGAAUGACUGAGGUAACCAUUCUGGUUAAUAUUUCAAUUUUAACAUUACCAUGGUUUGGUUCCACUCUCUCUCUCUAUAUAUAUUUACAUAUCUACAGCACAUGUGUCGAAACAAUUUGAGGCACACUGACACACACCCCUCAUUUUUAUUCCCGCAUCCGGCUGUAAUGCAAUCCAACAAAACAAACUCUUGUUGUAUUGUGUAAAUAUAUAAUCCAUCGGUUCCAAUUUAUUUA
Andrographis paniculata is the source of this 2060-nucleotide messenger RNA. Its product is annotated as receptor-like cytosolic serine/threonine-protein kinase RBK1. The coding region runs from base 392 to 1831 and encodes 479 amino acids. The transcript is spliced from 9 exons. Gene Ontology annotation, biological process: protein phosphorylation. NCBI's taxonomy places the organism in Eukaryota, Viridiplantae, Streptophyta, Magnoliopsida, Lamiales, Acanthaceae. Gene Ontology annotation, molecular function: protein kinase activity; ATP binding. The record is from RefSeq and is a predicted model, not a curated record.